Messenger RNA from Uncinocarpus reesii 1704, 543 nucleotides. RefSeq names its product endosomal P24B protein. Gene Ontology annotation, cellular component: COPII-coated ER to Golgi transport vesicle; Golgi apparatus; endoplasmic reticulum-Golgi intermediate compartment. The record is from RefSeq and is a predicted model, not a curated record. Gene Ontology annotation, biological process: endoplasmic reticulum to Golgi vesicle-mediated transport; Golgi organization; intracellular protein transport. The transcript is spliced from 3 exons. The coding region runs from base 1 to 543 and encodes 180 amino acids. Lineage: Eukaryota; Fungi; Ascomycota; Eurotiomycetes; Onygenales; Onygenaceae.
AUGACAGUUACUUUCCAGACUGGCGAUAGGGAAUUUGGCGGAAGCAACAACCUCGAUAUCAAUUUCUGGGUCGAAGAUCCAUCCGGUAACCAUCAGUAUAGCAAGACAUACAUAUCCUCCGACGAAUACUCCUUCACCGCGACCCGCGACGGCAAAUACGUAUACUGCUUCGGAAAUGAGGCCUGGUCCUCCAACAGCAAGGAAGUUUCCUUUAACGUGCACGGAAUUGUUUAUGUUCCCGAGGCCGAACUCCCAAGCGAUCCGUUAGAAGCUGAAGGUAGGGGCUUAAUUGGCGAUAAUGUGAUUGUUUGGGAACAUGUGCUAAACACCACCGCAGUGAAAAAACUGUACGACGAGCUCAUCCAAAUGAAAGAUGAGCAGCAGUACAUCAUUAUCCGCGAACGUACCCAUCGAAACACCGCUGAAAGUACGAAUGGUAGGGUUAAAUGGUGGAGUCUUUUCCAAUUGGGCGUGCUUAUUACAAACGGCCUUUUCCAGGUCUGGUGGUUGAAACGAUUCUUUGAGGUUAAACGGGUGGUCUGA